AAAACUUAGAAAAUAAUGAACCAAUUACAAUUAAAGAAGCAAUGAAUAAAGGAUUCUCCUUUUCGAAACAAGAUAAAUCUUUAAAUUAUAUUAGUUUAGACCAAAAACCAGAAUUUCAUACAGAAAUAGCUGGCUUACUAAAAGAAGGCCCAACACUCAAAGAUGUCAUUACUCUCAUGAUACAAAAUCCAACCCGAGAAAAAGAAAUCUUGACUGAAUAUAAAGUCAAGGCUAUAAGAAAUGAUGAAAUCAAAACAUUUGAUUUCAAAAAUAAAUCUGAUAGUGAUAAUGGAUUUGGUUGGUCUAUAGAAGAAAAUGAUGAGUGGUUUAAU
This is a messenger RNA of Dentiscutata erythropus, 332 nucleotides long. NCBI's taxonomy places the organism in Eukaryota, Fungi, Glomeromycota, Glomeromycetes, Diversisporales, Gigasporaceae. The record is from the annotation of a GenBank genome assembly.